Saccoglossus kowalevskii is the source of this 1854-nucleotide messenger RNA. Its product is annotated as muscarinic acetylcholine receptor M2-like. The record is from RefSeq and is a predicted model, not a curated record. Gene Ontology annotation, biological process: chemical synaptic transmission; adenylate cyclase-inhibiting G protein-coupled acetylcholine receptor signaling pathway; G protein-coupled receptor signaling pathway, coupled to cyclic nucleotide second messenger. Gene Ontology annotation, cellular component: dendrite; synapse; plasma membrane. Lineage: Eukaryota; Metazoa; Hemichordata; Enteropneusta; Harrimaniidae. Gene Ontology annotation, molecular function: G protein-coupled acetylcholine receptor activity; G protein-coupled serotonin receptor activity.
AUGUACGCAGCAAUCACGGCAGCUGCUGAGCCGACCUCGACAAUCGGUAAUAUGUUUCUUGCUAGCCUUUUAAACAGACUUAGCGAAUCAUCACCAAUCGUUCCUACCGCAACCCCCACUACCGCCGACACCGCGGCCGCCAACAUAUUCGAUAUUUUCAACGUGACCAAAGGGCCAUCGAUAGUACCGAGAGAUUCCAUGGUUCAUCAGUACUGGAUCGACUCAAGCGUACACCGAUAUGCCAAUGCUGCUAUAUACUUUAAUUUAUCGUUCGUCGAGAACAACAAUACUGUAUACGACAACUACUCAUCUGAAGAUGUGACGGACGAUCUUUCAUUUCCGUACCUAUUCUCCGUUUCUGUUAGUAUCUUGAUUUAUUUAUCAUCGGUGUUGGCAAGCUUUCUCACCUUCUUCGGCAAUUUAUUGGUGCUUAUCUCAGUGAAAACCAACCGCAACUUGCAAACAAUAACAAACAUUUUUCUUGUGAGUUUGGCGAUCUCCGACAUGGUAGUCGGUAUGUUCUCCAUACCGCUCUACACUAUCUUUAUAACGUUCGGUUAUUGGCCAUUUGCCUCGUGGGUCUGUGAUCUGUGGCUGACAGUAGACUAUGCGUUAUGCACAACUUCUAUGUGGAACAUCGUCAUUAUCAGUAUAGAUCGUUUUCUUUCCGUGACACGCCCGAUGAGCUAUCGAUGUAACCGCACAGCACGUCGAGCGUUGCUAAUGAUAUUACCAGUAUGGAUCCUGCCUUUAAUAGCCUGGGGUCUGGCUAUUAUUGGAUAUCCGUUUUUUAUUGGCGAGAGAACGCUUCCAUCUACCGAUUGCCAACUGCCGUUUAUUAUGAACCCGUUAUUGAAUUCCACCAUCGCUAUUACUGUGUAUUCCGUGCCGACUGUCGUCAUGGUGAUCGUCUACGCCCGAAUCUACAAGGAAACGUCUCGAUUUAAUGUCCGUAAAGUAAAGUCGCGCGAUAUUUUGAGUACGAACACCACGACCACGCCACUAAAUUCGUGCGCCAGUACACCACGUAAUGCCAAUCAGGAUUUAAGGACAUUUCCUUCGCGAUUCAGAUUCAAAGAAAUGAGUAAAGAAGGUAGGCGUUUAUUGAAAGAAACGAGAGAAUCACAACAGACCAGUUUUAACCAGCGGUCUAAUAUACCAGAGAUUAGCGUGAUGAGCGAAAACGUUGACGACGAAGGCGAAGACGCGCCGAUACGCGGUACGUUAAAAGACUUUAAACGAAGACGCGCCGCUAAACAGAGCGUUUCUGAUUCAAUCAACUUGGGAAAGAAAAAAAGGAACAGCAGUGGCGUUACGAUGUCGUCAAAUCUAACGGUCCCACACAAAAUGCACAGACAGCGGUCCUUCAUUUGUUCCUCGACUGGACAGCAAGGCCGUUCCCCUGGCGGCAGCUUUCGCGGGUGUAAAACUCGUUCGCAGUCAAUGGGUUCGUUGUCGCGCUUACAACUAGCAAUGGUACAGAGAGGAUGCAAACUGCCAACUACGGGAGUUGCUAAUAUUCCAAACAGAAUGUCCACUAUUAACAGGGACCGCAAAGCGUUGAAAACACUAGGCGUAAUUAUAGGUUCGUUUUUAUUGUUCUGGACUCCGUACCAUGUACUUGUAGUCUGGUUGGGUAUCUGCACCAAGUGCGUAGACUCAGGUGUAUACGCAUUCAGCUACUACCUCUGCUACCUGAACAGCACGUUUAACCCCUGGAUCUAUGCUUUCUGUAAUAAAACCUUUAAAGAAACCUACAUUCGCAUCGUGCUGUGCAGGAAAAGGCGUCACCAGGAUCCGUAUGACAGACACUCUAGCUUCAGGAUGGCGGAAGAAGACAAUUCACAUUUUUAA